Messenger RNA from Mizuhopecten yessoensis (Yesso scallop), 804 nucleotides. Its product is annotated as oligodendrocyte transcription factor 2-like. Gene Ontology annotation, molecular function: protein dimerization activity. The record is from RefSeq and is a predicted model, not a curated record. NCBI's taxonomy places the organism in Eukaryota, Metazoa, Mollusca, Bivalvia, Pectinida, Pectinidae. The transcript has a single exon. The coding region runs from base 1 to 804 and encodes 267 amino acids.
AUGGCGUUUUCUGUUGAAAAUUGUUUACCACGGAGGUCCGAACAAAAUGAAAACAAAAACCAUCUCAGCUACAGUGAGUACGACGCCACAGAAAUUGAAGAGAAAGACUUUGCUAAAAGCACUUCUGGGGACAGUAUGAAUGAGUAUAUAAAAAGUACUGGUGAUAACUCUGAGGAGCAAAGGGAAUACAAUUGUGGAAAUAACUUGCAAAUUGUCAAUGUAUCAGGAAAAAGUUGUUCACCGAAGAGUCCGCCAAGUGGAAGGGUCAAAGAGAUGCGCAAUACCAUCAACAAGAGAGAAAGACGAAGGAUGCAACAACUGAACUGCGCCCUGAAUGGUCUCCGCGAUGUGAUUCCCUCCGUACACCCGUCGUCUACUCGAAAACUGUCCAAAAUAGCCACAUUGGUGUCGGCAAAAAGCUACAUCCAGAUGCUAAGUAAAUCUGUCCAGGAAAUGAGUACGUUACUGACGGAUCUCCGUGCAUGUCAGUCGACUGCGGGACUCAAUAGAAGGGGUCCGUGUCUACCUUUGUGUGUUCCUAAAAGACUACCACACUUACCAUCGUUUUUGUCAGCAGAAAGUGCCCAGUGCUCUCCGUCAAAUUCCAAGGGCUUUGUUUCAUAUCCUAGCUCUUACAGCAGCGAGGCGCCAACUAUUUCGGCUUUGCCUGUUAAUACAGUGGCAACGUUACGCCACCAGGAACAUGGUCAGCACGUGUAUUUCACCAACCCAACGCCAACGUUAUGGGGACAUUUCCCACAAACACUCAAUCAUUGUCAUCGCUAUUAUCAUAAUGACUUUUAG